CAGGCUGUAGAAGAGCCCCGGAGAGCCCACGUGGUUUGCAGCUUAGGCAGCGCAGCUGUUGAAACGCGAAAAGACUGAAAAAUAAAUAUUAAACCAAACCGGCCGCCGCGGUCAUGAGCUCCCAGAUCACCUGUGUCGGGUGGGUGAAGAGAGGAGCUUCCAAAGAAACGCCGGAUAAAGUGGAGCUGAGCAAAGAAGAGCUGCAGCGCAUCAUAGCCGAGGCGAAGGAUGAAUUACGGGAAAGUGAUGAGGAUGAGGAGAGCAUGGCGAACGAGCCGGACGAGACGACUGAAGCUCCUGCAGAAGUGAAAGGUGAUGAUGAUGCAAAGCAAGAGGAAGAAGAUGAACUUGCUGAGUAUGACCUGGACAAGUAUGAUGAGCAGGACAUAGCGACGGCCAACCUCGGAGACAGUUUGGCGGGUUUGACGGUGUUCGGCACUAAUGAAGAAGAUCCUUAUGUCACCAUUAAAGACACAGAACAGUAUGAAAGAGAGGAUUUCCAGAUUAAACCUACAGACAACCUCAUUCUGGCAGGCAGGGCAGAGAAGGACUGCUGCAACCUGGAGGUUUACGUGUAUAACCCUGAAGAGGACUCUCUGUACGUCCACCACGACAUCCUCCUCCCUGCUUACCCCCUGAGCAUAGAGUGGCUGAACUUUGACCCCAGCCCCGAAGAAGGAGCAGGGAACUAUGCAGCCAUAGGGAACAUGACUCCUGUUAUUGACGUGUGGGACCUGGAUGUGGUGGACUGCCUCGAGCCUGUGUUUUCACUGGGCAGCAAGAAAGCCAAGAAGACCAAGAAAAGCAAGAAGGCUGCUGAGCGUGUCGAGGGGCACACUGAUGCUGUGUUGGAUCUGUCAUGGAAUAAGUUGGUCAGGAAUGUGUUGGGCAGUGCUUCAGCUGAUGAAACUGUGAUUCUCUGGGAUUUAGUGCAAGGCAAACCAGCAACGACAUUAAGACUGCACACAGAUAAGGUUCAAACUCUGAAGUUUCACCCGUUUGAGGCCCAGACACUCGUCACUGGAUCCUAUGAUAAGUCCGCUAUCCUGUACGACUGCCGGAGUCCAGAAUCCAGCCAUCGUAUCUGGCGGUUCAGCGGUCAGGUGGAGCGUCUGGUGUGGAAUCACUUCUCUCCCUGCAACUUCCUCGCAAGUACAGAGGAUGGCUUCGUUUACUGUCUGGACGCCCGGUCAGACAAGCUGGUGUUUACGCUGAGAGCACACGACGGAGAAGUGUCAGGUUUGGACCUGAGCAGUCAGGUCAGCGGCUGUCUGGUCACGUCCUCGGCUGACAAACACGUGAAGAUCUGGGACAUCCUGGGCAACAAGCCCAGCCUAAUUCACUCCAGAGAUAUGAAAAUGGGCGUGAUGUUCUGUGCGGCCUGCUGCCCCGACUUGCCGUUCGUGUAUGCAUUUGGAGGACAGAAGGAUGGACUGCGUGUGUGGGACAUUAGUGAUGUAGCUGCUGUUUCAGAGGUUUUCGGCAGUAGAGAGCGUUUGGUGGCCAACACGGUGUCGGGGACUUCCAGCAGUACAGCAGCCAUGGAGGUUUCAUAACAACUGCUUACAAUUCCCUAAUUCAUUUGUGCAUUUGACUCAAAUACAUCCAGUGGAACAGACAGACUCUUGUCAUCAAAGACGUAUUCCAGGUCCCACUUCAGACGCUGUCAGGAGUUUCUCCUUGAGUGUUUGUGGAAUGAGAAAGGACCAAUAAGGAACAAACAUCUGUGUUGCUGAAGUCUGAGAAGGCCUUAAUUGAUGGGGUGUAUUUUGUGAGCAAUCCAGCUGUUAUACCGUGCUCAGACUGCUGGAUAGUCACACCUUACUUUACUGAGCAGUUGACCUUUUUAUGCACUUUUGGUAAAAAGUUUGAGCUUCUCCAGUUCAGUUCUUUAUGGUUGUCUAUCUACAUAAACUUGACUAUAACUAUAACUUGAUUACAAUUAAUAUAUUGUCACUGUCCAAUGAAAAAUAAGUAUCUCCGAAAUAGUAACUUUACAGAAGAGGGGAAAAACCCUCUUUACUUUCAAUGUAAGUUAAUAGAAAAGGUUUUUAUUCUAAGCAAUUUUGGACCAUUUCUAUUGGCUCAAUCAUGAAAUUUUCACAGCUGCUGAGUCAAAUGAUGCAGAAAAGUAAAAAUCACAAAAAAUGGAGAUACAUGUUUUUAAUUGGACAGUGACGAUAUGCUUUUACAUAAGCAGAUGAUCUUAAGGGAGUUUUUUAAUGAAAAUGGGAAUCAUAGAGUUCAGUUAAAUGAAUAAUGGCCAAAGCAAAGCAAAGUAAAUUUGGUUUGAAGUCAACCCAAACCAGUCAAAAGUUUUAUCAUUUUAUUGCUUUGCUUUCUGAUUGCUAGUAAAGGUGAGCCUAAUUCAAGCUA
This is a messenger RNA of Colossoma macropomum (tambaqui), 2376 nucleotides long. It is a transcript of the gene pwp1, whose product is annotated as PWP1 homolog, endonuclein. The record is from RefSeq and is a predicted model, not a curated record. Gene Ontology annotation, cellular component: nucleus. Lineage: Eukaryota; Metazoa; Chordata; Actinopteri; Characiformes; Serrasalmidae. Gene Ontology annotation, biological process: rRNA processing. The transcript has 15 exons. The coding region runs from base 114 to 1556 and encodes 480 amino acids. Gene Ontology annotation, molecular function: protein binding.